Pipistrellus nathusii (Nathusius's pipistrelle) is the source of this 4527-nucleotide messenger RNA. The record is from the annotation of a GenBank genome assembly. NCBI's taxonomy places the organism in Eukaryota, Metazoa, Chordata, Mammalia, Chiroptera, Vespertilionidae.
AUGUCACAAAUCAACAUCUUCAAAAUGACGAGGAUUUUGACAGCUUGCAAAGUAGUGAAGACCCUGAAGACUGGUUUUGGCUUUACCAAUGUGACUGCAAAACAUCAAUGGAAAUUUUCAAGACCUGGCGUUAGGCUCCUCUCUGUCAAGGCGCAGACAGCUCACAUUGUCCUGGAAGAUGGAACUAAGAUGAAGGGCUAUUCCUUUGGCCAUCCGUCCUCUGUCGCUGGUGAAGUGGUCUUUAAUACCGGCCUGGGAGGGUACCCGGAGGCUAUUACUGACCCUGCCUACAAAGGACAGAUUCUGACCAUGGUCAAUCCUAUUAUUGGGAAUGGCGGAGCCCCUGACACUGCUGCAUUGGAUGAAAUGGGACUUAGCAAAUAUAUGGAGUCUGAUGGAAUUAAGGUCUCAGGUUUGCUGGUGCUGAAUUACAGCAAUGACUACAACCACUGGCUGGCUACCAAGAGUCUGGGGCAAUGGCUACAGGAAGAAAAGAUCCCUGCAAUCUAUGGAGUGGAUACAAGAAUGCUGACUAAAAUAAUUCGGGAUAAGGGCACCACGCUUGGGAAGAUUGAAUUUGAAGGUCAGUCUGUGAAUUUUUCGGACCCAAAUAAACAGAAUUUGAUUGCUGAGGUUUCAACCAAGGAUGUCAAGGUGUUUGGCAAAGGAAACCCCACAAAAGUGGUAGCUGUAGACUGUGGGAUAAAGAACAAUGUAAUCCGCCUCCUUGUAAAGCGAGGAGCCGAAGUGCAUUUAGUUCCCUGGAAUCAUGAUUUCACCAAGAUGGAGUACGAUGGGCUUUUAAUUGCUGGAGGACCUGGAAACCCAGCUCUCGCACAACCACUAAUUCAGAAUGUGAAAAAGAUUUUGGAGAGUGACCGCAAGGAGCCAUUGUUUGGAAUCAGCACAGGAAAUUUAAUCAUCGGAUUAGCUGCUGGUGCCAAGUCCUACAAGAUGCCCAUGGCUAACCGAGGGCAGAAUCAGCCUGUUUUGAAUGUGACAAAUAGACAGGCUUUCAUUACCGCUCAGAAUCAUGGUUAUGCCCUGGAAAACACCCUUCCUGCUGGCUGGAAACCACUUUUUACAAAUGUCAAUGAUCAAACCAAUGAGGGGAUUAUGCAUGAAAGCAAACCCUUUUUCGGUGUGCAGUUCCACCCUGAGGUCAGCCCAGGGCCAACGGACACUGAGUAUCUGUUUGAUUCAUUUUUCUCACUGAUAAAGAAGGGGAAAGGAACCACUGUUACAUCGGUUCUACCAAAGCCAGCCCUGGUUGCAUCUCGGAUUGAGGUUUCCAAAGUCCUUAUCCUAGGAUCCGGAGGUCUGUCCAUUGGUCAGGCAGGUGAAUUUGAUUACUCAGGAUCGCAAGCUGUAAAAGCCAUGAAGGAAGAAAAUGUCAGAACUGUCCUGAUGAACCCAAACAUCGCAUCCGUACAGACCAACGAAGUGGGCUUAAAACAAGCAGAUAGUGUCUACUUUCUCCCCAUCACCCCCCAGUUUGUCACAGAGGUCAUCAAGGCGGAACGGCCAGAUGGGUUAAUUCUGGGCAUGGGUGGCCAGACAGCUCUGAACUGUGGAGUGGAACUAUUUAAGAGAGGUGUGCUCAAGGAAUAUGGCGUGAAGGUCCUGGGGACCUCAGUGGAAUCCAUCAUGGCCACAGAAGACAGGCAGCUGUUCUCAGAUAAACUAAAUGAGAUUAAUGAAAAGAUUGCUCCGAGCUUUGCCGUGGAGUCGAUUGAGGAUGCACUGAAGGCAGCAGACUCCAUUGGCUACCCAGUGAUGAUCCGCUCUGCCUACGCCCUGGGUGGGCUAGGCUCAGGCAUCUGUCCUAAUAAGGAGACCUUGGUGGACCUCAGCACAAAGGCCUUUGCUAUGACCAACCAGAUCCUGGUGGAGAGGUCAGUGACGGGGUGGAAAGAAAUAGAAUAUGAAGUAGUCCGAGAUGCUGAUGACAAUUGUGUCACCGUGUGUAACAUGGAGAAUGUUGAUGCCAUGGGUGUUCAUACAGGUGAUUCAGUUGUUGUGGCCCCGGCCCAGACACUCUCGAAUGCGGAGUUUCAGAUGUUGAGACGCACUUCAGUCAACGUUGUUCGCCACUUGGGCAUUGUGGGUGAAUGCAACAUCCAGUUUGCCCUUCAUCCUACCUCAAUGGAGUACUGCAUCAUUGAAGUGAACGCCAGACUGUCCCGAAGCUCUGCCCUCGCCUCCAAGGCCACUGGAUACCCAUUGGCAUUUAUUGCUGCAAAGAUUGCCUUAGGAAUCCCACUUCCAGAAAUCAAGAACGUUGUGUCAGGGAAGACAUCAGCCUGCUUUGAACCCAGCCUGGAUUACAUGGUCACUAAGAUUCCUCGCUGGGAUCUUGACCGUUUCCAUGGAACAUCCAGCCGAAUUGGUAGCUCCAUGAAGAGUGUAGGAGAGGUCAUGGCUAUUGGGCGCACCUUUGAGGAGAGUUUCCAGAAGGCUUUACGGAUGUGCCACCCCUCCAUAGAUGGUUUCACCUCCAGGCUCCCGAUGAACAAAGACUGGCCAUCCAACCUAGAUCUCAAAAGAGAGCUGUCUGACCCAUCCAGCACCCGCAUCUAUGCCAUUGCCAAGGCUUUGGAAGGCAAUAUGCCCCUUGAUGAGGUUGUGAAGCUCACAUCCAUUGACAAGUGGUUUUUGUUCAAGAUGCGUGACAUUUUAAACAUGGAAAAGACUCUGAAAGGGCUCAACAGUGAGUCCCUCCCAGCAGAAACCCUGCAAAGGGCAAAGGAGAUUGGGUUUUCAGACAAGCAGAUCUCCAAAUGCCUCAAGCUGACUGAGGCCCAGACCAGGGAGCUGAGGUUAAAGAAAAACAUCCACCCUUGGGUUAAACAGAUUGAUACACUGGCUGCAGAAUACCCAUCAGUAACAAACUACCUCUAUGUUACCUACAAUGGUCAGGAGCAUGAUAUCAAAUUUGAUGAACAUGGACUGAUGGUGCUGGGCUGUGGGCCAUAUCACAUUGGCAGCAGUGUGGAAUUUGAUUGGUGUGCCGUCUCCAGUAUCCGCACGCUGCGUCAACUUGGCAAGAAGACUGUGGUGGUGAAUUGCAACCCUGAGACCGUGAGCACAGACUUUGAUGAGUGUGACAAACUGUACUUUGAAGAGUUGUCUUUGGAGAGAAUCCUAGACAUCUACCAACAGGAGGCCUGCAGUGGCUGCAUCAUCUCCGUGGGAGGCCAGAUCCCAAACAACCUGGCAGUGCCUCUGUACAAGAACGGCGUGAAGAUCAUGGGCACCAGCCCACUGCAGAUCGACAGGGCUGAGGACCGCUCCAUCUUCUCUGCUGUCCUGGAUGAGCUGAAGGUGGCGCAGGCACCCUGGAAAGCUGUGAACACUUUGAAUGAAGCACUGGACUUCGCGAAGUCUGUGGGCUACCCCUGCUUGUUGAGACCUUCCUACGUUUUGAGCGGGUCUGCCAUGAAUGUGGUCUUCACUGAGGAUGAGAUGAAAAGAUUCCUGGAGGAAGCCACUAGAGUCUCUCAGGAACACCCAGUGGUGCUGACGAAAUUUAUUGAGGGGGCCCGGGAAGUCGAAAUGGAUGCUGUCGGCAAAGAAGGAAGAGUCAUCUCCCAUGCCAUGUCUGAACACGUGGAGGAUGCUGGUGUCCACUCGGGAGACGCGACUCUGAUGCUGCCCACACAAACCAUCAGCCAAGGAGCCAUUGAAAAGGUGAAGGAUGCUACCCGAAAGAUUGCAAAGGCUUUUGCCAUCUCUGGCCCAUUCAACGUCCAGUUUCUUGUCAAAGGAAAUGAUGUCUUGGUGAUUGAGUGUAACCUGAGAGCUUCUCGAUCCUUCCCAUUUGUUUCCAAGACCCUUGGGGUAGACUUCAUUGAUGUGGCCACCAAAGUGAUGAUUGGAGAGAGCAUUGAUGAAACACCUCUUCCAACAUUGGAGCAUCCCAUCAUUCCUUCUGACUAUGUUGGAAUUAAGGCUCCAAUGUUUUCCUGGCCCCGGCUGAGGGAUGCUGACCCCAUUCUGAGAUGUGAGAUGGCUUCCACUGGAGAGGUUGCUUGCUUCGGUGAAGGUAUCCACACAGCUUUCCUGAAGGCAAUGCUUUCCACAGGAUUUAAGAUACCGCAGAAAGGUAUCUUGAUUGGAAUCCAGCAAUCAUUCCGUCCAAGAUUCCUUGGUGUGGCUGAACAAUUGCACAAUGAAGGUUUCAAGCUCUUUGCCACAGAAGCCACGUCAGACUGGCUCAAUGCCAACAAUGUCCCUGCCACCCCAGUGGCCUGGCCAUCUCAGGAAGGACAGAAUCCCAGCCUCUCUUCCAUCAGAAAACUGAUUAGAGACGGCAGCAUUGACCUGGUGAUUAACCUCCCCAACAACAACACUAAGUUUAUCCAUGAUAAUUAUGUGAUUCGGAGGACAGCUGUUGACAGUGGGAUUGCUCUCCUUACCAAUUUCCAGGUGACCAAACUGUUCGCCGAAGCCAUCCAGAAAUCUCGCACUGUGGACUCCAAGAGUCUUUUCCACUACAGGCAGUCCGGUGCUGGCAAAGGGGCAUAG